AUGGAGGAAAAAAAGAACGAAAUACUUGCGAAAAUCAAUGACCUUCUGGAUGCCAAUGAUGAACGCGAAAAGAUACGAGAAUUAAUUGCACAACAGUUGGUUGAUACAGGCUGGUACGACCAAAUGAAAGCUACUUGCCGAAAACACAUUCGUAAUAAGGGUGUUGACAACGUCAAUGUUGACGAAGUAGUCAACGACCUCGAAACCAUGGCAGAAAGUACGGUACCCGAAGAAGUCAAGAACAGCGUCACGGACUAUAUCAAAAACCUAAUUAGAGAUAAUCUUCAACCGGAAUAA
Rodentolepis nana is the source of this 297-nucleotide messenger RNA. The record is from the annotation of a GenBank genome assembly. Lineage: Eukaryota; Metazoa; Platyhelminthes; Cestoda; Cyclophyllidea; Hymenolepididae.